AAACCGAAGGUGAAAAUCGAUCGAAAUAGAGGUUCAGAUCAAGGUUUUGAAGGAGAAAACACCCAAAACCAAAACCAACACACCCCUUUCCUCUUCUUCUUCUACUUGCUCGUUAAUCGAAGAUAUAAUUUCGCCCUGAUUGUAUACAGAGAUAUUCAAAAUGAAGACGACAAAGGGGGGCAAAGUCAUGAACCCUACCGACGCUUAUCGCAAGGAGCUUCGCAAGAAAGAAUUGAAAAGAAACAAGAAGGAAAGGAAGAAGGUAAGAGAGGUAGGGAUACUGAAGAAGGAUCCUGAAACCCUCAAGGAGCAAAUUGACAAGUUGGAGGCAAUGAGUUUCUCAUGGUGAUAUUUGCAUGGUCUUUGAGAGGCAGAUGGCGCUUUGGACAAAGCCAGAAAGCAUAAAAAAAGACAACUUGAGGACACACUGAAUCUCGUUCUCAAGAAAAGGAAGGAAUAUGAAGAGAAAAUGAAGGAAAAAGGCGAAGCCCCUGUUAUGUUCAGUCACCUCGGCCCUCCUCGAAGACGGACUUCAGAGGAAGAAGAGAGAGCUAAGCACCCACAACCUGAGGAUUCUGUUUACUAUCAUCCGCAAUGGAACCCAACUGGCGCUCCGCCACCUGGAAAGCCGCCUAUGUACAAGUCAUCACUAGGGCCAAUAAUUCCUUUAGUGGAAGGUUCAUCAAGUGGCGCUGGAGCAACUGAAUCAGAUGAUGUUGAUUCUUCCGUUCCACCACCACCACCGCCGCCACCUUUGCCACAAACUGGCAGCGAAUCAGAGUCUAUAGAAGAUUCUCCUCCUUUACCUGCAUCUCUGCCUUUACCCCCACCGCCUCCGAUGCCUGCCUCGUCAGAUUCGGGCGCCAUGUUGCCGCCACCUCCUCCCCCUCCUCCCAUGCCACCUGGCACAGCAGGAACCGAUAGGGAGAAAAGCCAGUCUUCAAAAUCAGAUGAUACGGCAUCUGUUAACCUUCCUCCACCGCCUCCGCCGCCAGGUUUGCCGCCAAAGUUGACCGGAAACCAAUCUGAAGGUGGUUCAGAACCCAAGGACUUUUCUAAAAUGGUUCCACCACCACCUCCUCCGAGGCAACCACCGCCAGUUCCAGGACCUGGAAUGGUACAGAUUAUGCCGCCAGAGGUGCUACCGCCAGGGAUUGCUCGUUUCCCACCGCCGCCACCACCUCCAGACAUGCGUCCACCGCUAGGAAUGCCUGGCCAACAACCUCCUCCUCUAGGAAUGAUGCCACCGCCAAUGAUGCCAAGGCCACCGUUUGGACCUCCGCCAAUGAUGAGACCGCCACUUCCUCCCGGGCCCCCGCCUCAUCUAAUGGAGGAGUUUUAUAGACCAACUGUACCUCAAAAACCUUCGUAUGUCAAAUCAGCCGCAUCCACUGUUGUUAAGAGGCCUUUGGCUCAGCAUACUCCACAACUAACUGCCAUGGUGCCAGCAUCGGUACGGGUGAGGAGAGAGUCGGCUGCACCAAAGGCAAAACCAAAGCCAUCUGUUUCAUCGGUAUCAGUAGUUUCCCAUCCAACACCAACUCCAACUGUUCUGAAACCGCCAACCGUUAAACCACCAUCCUCAUCAGCAGCCAAGCCGACAAGCGUAGAUGAUUCUUACAUGGCGUUCUUGGAGGAUAUGAAAGCUCUUGGUGCUCUUGACAACUGAUGGGGGGGAUUAAGAAUGGCAUGUGUAGAUGAGAUAACUUAUGUGGUCCGGUCGGGGUGAUUUUAGAGAUUAGAUGUAUUUCUUGUUGUCUCGUUAAUCACAUUUCAUUGUCAUCUAAGGCUUUUUAACUGGUCCCUUGAUUUUUACAUUGUAUGGAACUAUAUCAAAUGUCAGACGCCAUGGCUAAACUUGAAGCUAGGAUAAACAGAUUUGUUUUUUUCAGUCUUUUCUA
This is a messenger RNA of Helianthus annuus (common sunflower), 1901 nucleotides long. Its product is annotated as protein EARLY FLOWERING 5. Gene Ontology annotation, biological process: mRNA cis splicing, via spliceosome. The record is from RefSeq and is a predicted model, not a curated record. Gene Ontology annotation, cellular component: spliceosomal complex. The transcript is spliced from 8 exons. The coding region runs from base 470 to 1669 and encodes 399 amino acids. NCBI's taxonomy places the organism in Eukaryota, Viridiplantae, Streptophyta, Magnoliopsida, Asterales, Asteraceae.